Branchiostoma floridae (Florida lancelet) is the source of this 1782-nucleotide messenger RNA. RefSeq names its product RING finger protein nhl-1-like. Gene Ontology annotation, cellular component: extracellular region. Gene Ontology annotation, molecular function: protein binding. The transcript is spliced from 4 exons. The record is from RefSeq and is a predicted model, not a curated record. Lineage: Eukaryota; Metazoa; Chordata; Leptocardii; Amphioxiformes; Branchiostomatidae. Bases 438 to 1388 code for a protein of 316 amino acids.
GAAAAGUCCAUGUUCCCGCUACCGCGAAAUUAAAUCCCCGCGAACUUAAAUGCAUUUACAGUAAUCUCCCAUAAAAACCUAAAAAAUUAAUAGAUAAUACAGUGCCAAUGAUAUUUGUUUAUUUACCUUUUUGUUUGCACGUGGUCAAUGCCUCAUUUUUUUUCUAUCUUACAUUACUUACUAUGUCUAUUAACUAAAUUAUCGAAGUUGCAAAAGAUGGAGGACCUGCACCUCGUGGCCCGAAACGUCCUUCCCGCUCAUGCGCACAGCUGGUUUGUGCAGUCAUCACGGCAUCCGCUGGGGUAGCCAUAAUCCUGACAGGAGUCUUCAUCGCUUCGCCCCAGGAAACCCAUCAGGACCUUAACCGUCCGUAUCCUACAGGGCCACCAGGGACUGUCACGGAACUGUUGCCGACCGAAGGAAGCUCACAGACUGAGAUGCGAACAGUUCAGACAACCACACCCUUGGAUAAGGACUCACAUACCUCCACCAACUUGAAAAGAACGACGAGAGCACUACCAUCAUCUGCAAAGAUGGAAGGAUGCUUACCAGGAACGACAGAAGAUGGUGAAAAACGUCACGUCAUCACGUUUGGUGGGCGGGGAUCCACACUGGGGAAGUUCUCUCGUCUGUGUGGACUUAUUUUCUCUUGUAGAAACGAGAUAUUCGUAGCUGAUCAUGACAACAGUCGAGUCCAAGCAUUUAACAUCAAGGGUGUUUACAUUCGUCAUUUCUUGACAACAGUACCAGGCAAAGCCGGAAGUACGAUAUUUCCCGAAGGACUGUCCGUUGAUGGCAAUGAAAACCUGUGGGUAGUUGGGAAUGCUAAAUUCAGUUCCUAUGUUGUACAAUACAACAAUGAAGGUCGAGCUUUGAGUAAGUUCGUGGUGCCAUGGAGCCAACGCGUUCGAUCCAUUGCAGUGGAUACAAAAAGUAAUCAUAUUCUCGUCACAAAACGUGACAGGGUACCACAGGAGCUUUACAUAUAUCAACCGAAUGGCUCGUUUGUUAGAAAGCUUGAGAAUUCAUUUUCAGAGUCCGUCGUGGUAAACAGGGCAGGAAACAUUCUUACUACAAAAUAUAACAUGGUUCACGUGUAUAACCAGACCGGGGACCUUCUGUUCAGUUUUGCGGGCCAUGGUGAUAGUGCUAGCGCUCUUACCUAUCCCAAAGGAAUCUGUACUGACACGUUAGGACAUAUCUUUGUGGCAAGUCGUGGUGGGGUGCUUGGAAACGGUCAGGUUUCCAUGUUUACAAGUCGCGGACUUUUCGUUCGCCAUGUUGUUACUGGGCUGGGGAUGAUAACUCAUAUUGCAGUUGGUGAAGAAGGGCAGUUGGUAGUGACUGAUGUAAGGGAUAACACGGUCACUAUCUACAACACUUAUUAAUGCGGGCAGUAGCAGCGGCCUGGAAAACAUAAGGGUACGAGGGGUGAUCAAUAAGUCCUCGGCCUAACCCAGAAAUAAUAAGCACAGCUCAGAUUUCGAAGCAAAGAUUUCCAGUAUAAAUUCUUAUAUAAAUAUGUACCGAAAUUCAACUUAUUGUAAUCAUUGCUUUGCAGGCGACACCCAGUAACGUUAGGUAAGAUAGAAGGAUAUAAAACUGGACAAUUGAGCUGCGACCUGAGGUGUGCGCGUCAACUUGCGCUGCUGGAAGUCAGACACCCACUUCUUUCUGCUUGGAAUAGAAAGAGAAUCAUUAUCAAACAUUUUGACAAUGUCUUUUGUUGAUGAAAGAAUUUACGGGAAAUUGAUCCACACAUGUCUGAUCACAAUUCACCCU